Messenger RNA from Archocentrus centrarchus (flier cichlid), 5208 nucleotides. RefSeq names its product ribosomal protein S6 kinase, polypeptide 4 (gene rps6ka4). The transcript has 18 exons. The record is from RefSeq and is a predicted model, not a curated record. Gene Ontology annotation, biological process: intracellular signal transduction; protein phosphorylation. The coding region runs from base 874 to 3228 and encodes 784 amino acids. NCBI's taxonomy places the organism in Eukaryota, Metazoa, Chordata, Actinopteri, Cichliformes, Cichlidae. Gene Ontology annotation, molecular function: ATP binding; protein serine/threonine kinase activity; magnesium ion binding.
UGACCGUCGCCCAGGUUGUGUCGGAAGCAUCCUGGUGUUAGCAGUUUUCUAGCCGCUGACAAAAAAUAUAAAGUGAGAUGAAAUUUUCAUAAUGGCGGAACAUUUCAGCUGGUGACUAUUGGUGACAAAGAAGACCAGGAACCACCCACAUUGGCCUUUUCCAACAUGGUCAGUUCGCUGGUAGUUGAAGAGGCCAGUUAACACAGCUAACAAAACACCAGCGGUUAGCUAACGUUCAAACUUUGACGGAGAAAUGCAGUAAUUUGCUACUUAGCUGCUACCGCUACUCUGUCAAUUUACUACCACACCAGCCGGCUAGGUAACACGUCUUGUUAUUGCACGCUAAUUAGCGUUUAGGCUGUUUACACAGGUGUUUAUAUAACCGAAGGGUUAACGUUAUUACCACUUAACGUCAGCUAACUUAUGAAUAAUGACUAGUUAUGCAGCUAAUGCUAACGUUAGCAAGUUAAACUAUUAGUAACAUUUAAACUGCAGCUAUCACAUACAGUUACUCAGUGUAUUUGAAAAUAAUACGGACGGUCACACAGAUAAUAGUAACGCAAAGAAAACAACAGCUUCUAAGUAGCAGGAAUAUGAAUCUUCUUUCUGAUUGAUUUCGACCAAUCACGUGAGAUAAAUGAUGCCAAACACCAGGAUGCCAAACGAUUGGGGAUUAAGGCUUGGGCAGCAGCAUUGUCUGGAAAACAGCUGUCCGCUCAUUUCGGUAAUCCUCGUCUCCUUCACAAUGCAGCUACAGUAAAUUGUUUUAACUGCUGAGUGUAUAACGCAAAAAAAAAAAAAAAAAGAAAAAGAAAUAAAACACCAGACAAACCAGUUUCAUCGCAAAGUUUGUAGUCCACUUUUCUUUAAAUUAUGUCUGGGGACGCAUCUGAUAGUAGUGAGGACUCUGAUGGAAAAACAAAUGAAAAGGCCUGGACUGUCAAGCAUCAAAUCACCAAUGCUAACCUCACAGGUCACACUGAAAGAGUCGGCAUGGAGAACUUUGAGUUGCUCAAGGUCUUGGGCACUGGAGCUUAUGGCAAAGUGUUUUUGGUCAGGAAGAACAGCGGUCACGAUAUGGGCCAGCUCUAUGCUAUGAAGGUGUUAAAGAAAGCAGCUAUUGUACAGAAGGCAAAGACAACAGAACAUACUCGCACUGAGAGGCAAGUCCUGGAGCACAUCCGCCAGUCUCCCUUCCUGGUCACUCUUCACUACGCCUUUCAGACUCAGAGCAAACUACAUCUCAUCCUGGACUAUGUGAGCGGCGGGGAGAUGUUCACUCAUUUAUACCAGCGGGAUCACUUUCCAGAGGAGGCAGUACGGAUUUAUAUUGGAGAAAUAAUUCUGGCUCUAGAACACUUGCACAAGCUUGGGAUUGUGUACCGAGACAUCAAAUUGGAAAACAUUCUUCUAGACAGUGAUGGCCAUGUGGUAUUGACAGAUUUCGGGCUCAGCAAAGAGUUUCUGGAAGAAGAUAAGGAGAGGACCUACUCUUUCUGUGGCACCAUUGAGUACAUGGCUCCUGAAAUCAUCAGAGGGAAGGCAGGGCAUGGCAAGUCGGUAGAUUGGUGGAGUCUUGGGAUCCUGAUGUUUGAGUUGCUGACGGGUGCAUCUCCUUUUACCUUGGAGGGAGAGAGGAACUCCCAAAGCGAGGUGUCAAAACGUAUUUUGCGCUGUGACCCACCGUUUCCCUCUAUGAUUGGACCCAUUGCUCAGGACCUGCUGAAGAAAUUGUUGGUCAAAGACCCUCACAAGAGGCUGGGAUCUGGACCACGAGGGGCUGAAGAUAUCAAGUCACAUCCAUUCUUCAAGGGACUGAACUGGGAUGACCUAGCACAAAAGAAGGUGCCUAGCCCAUUUAAACCAGAACUUAAGAGCGAACUUGAUGUGGGGAACUUUGCAGAGGAAUUCACUGGGAUGGAUCCUGUGUACUCGCCAGCGAGCACACCUCCAAGCACAGAUCGUCUGUUCCAGGGCUAUUCUUUUAUUGCACCCUCCAUCUUGUUCAAUAAGAAUGUGGUCAUGGGAGACUUUGUAGAGACCCAGACUGGUGCUGACCGGCCAGCUUCUGCUUCUGUUCAACGCAGUGCAAUGUUACAGGAAUCUCAGUUUUUUCAGCACUAUGAGCUGUGUCUUCAAGGGCCACCCCUAGGCGAGGGUAGUUUCUCUGUGUGCAGGAAAUGCAAACACAAGCAGACUGGCCAUGAGUAUGCCGUCAAGAUCGUCAGUCGUAGAAUGGAGGCAAACACUCAGAGGGAGAUUGCUGCCUUGAAGCAGUGUGAGUCUCACCCCAACAUCGUCAAGCUGUAUGAGGUCUUUACUGAUCAGUAUCACACAUAUUUAGUGAUGGAGCUUCUGCGAGGCGGGGAGCUUUUGGAAAGGAUCAAGAGGAAGAAACUCUUUGGUGAGGCAGAGGCCAGUCAGCUGUUACAAAGCCUGUUUUCAGCUGUCAGCUUCAUGCACGAGGCUGGAGUCGUACACAGAGAUCUCAAACCAGAGAAUGUGCUGUUUGCAGAUGAGGGGGAGGACUCUGUGCUGAAAGUAAUAGAUUUUGGAUUUGCUCGCCUGUGCCCUGCAGGCAGUGCCCCCUUGCAGACUCCCUGCUUCACACUGCAGUACGCUGCACCAGAGCUUUUUGAGAGUGCAGGAUAUGAUAAAUCCUGCGACCUCUGGAGUCUUGGGGUCAUCCUGUACACCAUGCUCUCAGGCCAGGUGCCAUUUCAGAGUGAGCAGCGUGGAAUGACCUCAUCAUACGCUGCUGACAUCAUGCAAAAAAUAAAGGAGGGUGAUUUCUCAUUGGAUGGGGAGCCCUGGAAGGGCGUAUCAGAGGACGCCAAAGAGCUUGUUAAAGGCCUACUAACAGUGGAUCCAGAGAGGCGUCUCAAACUCUCUGAUCUGAAAGAGAACAGCUGGCUUCAGGGUGGCGCAUCCAUGUCCACCACACCUUUGUGCACGCCAGAUGUGCUCGAGUCCAGUGGGCCUACUGUCCGCACCUAUGUCAAUGCUACCUACAAGGCUUUCAACCGAGGUAAGAGAGAGGGCUUCUUUCUGAAAAGUGUCGACAAUGCUCCUCUUGCAAAACGCCGAAAGCUUAAGAUGACAAGCACAGGGGUAGAGACCAGAUGGAGUUCAUCCUCUUCUUCCUCCUCUUCUUCCACUUCCUCCACUGCCUCUGCAACAGCGUCCAAAGCACAGCCAAAGCAAACCAUGAUCCCAAAGCAGAGCUAGCCUGUCAGCAGAACAGUGAGAAAGUGUUAUGUGCUUGUACAGGAGCACAAUGUCAGACAAAUCAGAACACUGGCUUCGGUUCAUGUAAAAUUGAAUUCCACUUUAACAGUUACAGGUUUUCAUUCCUCACGCUGUAUUCUUUAAAAAGCAAACGUGUAUUUUCUUUGAUGGAAAAGAAGGCCUGGCCUUUAGAAGCUUUUAUUACUUAUUCAGUAUUUGCUCACUAUAUUUUGGUGAGUUUACACACUAAAAGUUAGAAAUUAGACAUUUACCUGGUUUCACUGUGGGUACGAAACAGUGCCUGGCUAUAUAGGGAAAAGGGAAGAAUGGAGCCAUAAAUAAGCAGAAGCCAUAUAAAAAGCAAAAGAAGUGAACACAUCCAUUCAGUCAUUGUGAAGACACACACAUUUGCACACAGCAAACAAGCAGUCCUUCCAGCAAUUUGUGGGCUUGAUUCUUUGAUUGUAGUGUCGAGUUUGUUUCUUUUAACUUUGCCACAUAUAAUAAUUAGCAAAAAAAUGGCAGACGUCUUGCCUCGAGUGCGGUGCCACAUGCUGGCACUGUGCUCUGUAUAAAGAAAUGCUUUGUGAGAACCAAGAUUUUUAUUCUUAGUUGAGAUUGAGUAAAAUGUUGGUGUUUGCAGCAAAUUUCUGGAAGGAUUGAGCACAGAGAGAUAUUAUUGCAGUGUGCAUAUCCUUAAGGAUUGCGUAGGGUGAUUAACACUGUUGGUCUUUGCGAAGUAGCUGCACCUGCAGGACACUACUGACUGUAUGCACCGCGAUGAACACUUUGAGGAGCUUGGAUUAUGUGGCUGUGCUUUGAGAGUUGAGUGAGUCCAACAGUAGCGGCUGUAAGAAGACCUGGAGACACGGAAGCAGACAUGCAGUGGAGUGCGAUUUUUCACAUCAUGCUUGCUGUAUAUUACUUGCAUUCUUGUGCCAGUCUGAAAAUUUCUAGCAUGCUAAACUGUUGUGAUGAUGGACUGUAAGAACUUUUUCUAUUUUUGGUAUCUUUGACUCAUUGAAAAAAUGUCACUUGGAGUAUUUUUUUUACGCUACCAAGUGCAGCUCAAGUGUUUGCACCUAGCUGGGAGCCAAAUCUGGCUGGCGAUUUUGAACACGUCAACUUUGUGAACUUUGAAUGGUUAUUAUAGUUUUUAUUUUUGAUGGCCUCAAAGCAGCGCCAUAUGCAGGUGGCAGUCUGAUUGGAUACAGUGAAAGAUUGAUGCUCAACAAUUAAGCUCAUCUGGGCUGGCUUUUCUCUCUUUUUUUUUUUUUUCCCACAAGUGAUUUUAAAAUAUUUUAUGGCUUUGAAAUUCAAAUUAUUUUCCAGAAUGAGACACUUAAUUGUGACUUUUUUUUUUAAGGAUGGGGGCACCAUCCUAUGAGAGCUUUGUAUAUAAUCAUGCUUUAGAAAAGAAAAAAAAAUGUAUGUAAUGAUUUCAAAUUGUUUGGAUGGUAUAUUGUAAUGUUUUUAAUGGAAUUGCCUUUUUUUUAAUUUUACAUGUUGCACAGUCAGUUGAUCAGUUAAACACAUUUCAGCUUUAAAGGUGCUUUCACUGAUAUUUAUUUCAUGUAAUUGAUUUUAAUGCUGUGGUAAUGGGAUUAUCAUAAUUUGGCUCUUGUUGUGUACCAGCCCUGUAUGAAUGUUCCUGUAUGAUAACUGAGUGGCAGUGGGAGAUUGGUUGUAUUGAUAUUUCUGAAGCAGAUGAAGCAUAAUUGCAAGUUACUGUAAUAUUUUCCUGUUGUUGUUUGCAGCCAUUGUCUGUUUGAAGGUAACUGGUUGUUUGAUAUUUUUACUUAAGAAACUGCUUUUAUUGAUGUUGGUAUUAUUUUGCUGUCACAGAUAUUUUCUCUUGUCUUUCUAAGCAUUAUUUUACUGAGUUGCACUGUUUCUGGUGUUGUUGCUGGGAUUUGUCUUUUUGCACCGUGACCUUUUUUUUUUUUAGCUGGUGCAAAAUAAACAUUACUUUUCCAUAGA